AUGCACUGGCCACAACGAUUUUUGCCUUGUCUGCUGUUGGCUCUCUACGUUUUCCUCUGUUCCGCCGACGAAGAGUACGACAUUCCGUUGGCUCCGUAUAAUGUGAAAGUGAGUGGAAGCGAUCUCUUCUGAUGUCCCACGUGUUUCCAGUUAAUGUGUCGGCAGGGCCGUCGCUUCUCAAAGGCGGCUCAGGCGACGAAUCAGUGUCCGACGUCGUCCACUUCCUGCGGCUAUUUCGAGUUCUCGAGUACGGAUGAGAGGAACGGAAAUCCGAAGACUGGCGUGUACGAUUGUGUCGACGGAGGAAUCCUUUUCGAGGAUUCCGGAGAAGUCGACGACGCAGAAGACCGACAUCGAGCCGUGAGUGAUUCUGGAGUUGUUCUGAUUCUGGAGACUUGCGCUUUCAGCCGAUCUACUCCGACAUGUGCGGUGCCGUUCCGAAGUGUACCACUUUGCCGGUCGACAAACUGAAUCCGUCGUUCGUCAAGUACAUUGUACAGGAGUACGACAUCAAACUGGAACUUCUGAAGAACACGGAAAUCCGCUUCUGUUGUGCUCUUUUCCACUCGACCCUCCAGAGAUUGGUCACUUCUCCCACUUUCUCGUUGCGUGAGUUGCUGAUCAUACUGUACAGUAACCAUACAGUAACAUCUUUGUGAGUUCGGCAUUUUCAGCAGAAAUCGCAGCUCCUCCAGUGAGUUGUCAAGGAAAAACUUGUGGAGCAGGGGCAGUCGGUGCCUUCUGCACGCUGUGCACGAAGAAGAAUACGACGAUUACGAAGGUGAAUGGUCUCAAGUACGGUUAGCAGAAACGAAUUCAAUUUAGAAGAGAGCAAACGGAGGUACAAACGACUUGCUCUGAACGAUUACAUUGAGGACGAAGACGAUUACGUGAACGCUGUUGAGGUUAGAAUCACGGAAAAGAUCCGAUAGAAUUCACUGUCCCGUUCAGCUCAACUUCGAAGAUUCCGACCUCGAACUGAUCGCCAGAGAACCUCCUGAGGAAACGACGACGACGACGACUCUAGCUCCGACUUUGCCGAGCUUGAAGUUGCCAAUGUCUCUAGGUUAGUUCAAGUUCUUCGGGAAAGUAAAACAGUUUCGGAUUCAGAUGACUUGACGACAACGUUGCCGAUGACGACUACGACGCCCAGUCCCUCCACAAAAACGAAGACGACUGCUUCGUCAGCAUCGUCCAAAAGUAAAACCUUCAAUAAGAAACCUCAUUCGUACGAAGGUGAGAGGAACUUUGAGAACCGUACCGUUGAGCUGAACUUUUGCAGAAGAUGAGGAAGAACAAGAGCCGCAGCAGUCGACUCACUGCGUCUACCGUCAUCUGAACAACGAAUUCUAUCGUUAUUGCCUCCUGGUCCAUCAAUCUCGUGACGGCGACCGAUGUUACCACCAUCAGGGACACACAAUAUGUUGUUGCUUUGUAGCUCCGGACAAAGAGACUUGUGAUCCCACCGAAAUGGAUCUGAUAGUUCCACCCCCGCCUAUCGACGGAAGAGCUCUACCGCCACGUGUCAUCGUGACUAUCCCACCCAGCACGAGCACUACAACCACAACUACCUCAACCACUGCUGAACCAUCAACGGAAAUCCCCUCAGUCCCCUCGACAACUACAAUUCCAACUUCUACUCCGGAACCCUCAAAAUACCCCACAUUGCCUCCACAAGUUUACCGUCCCGUCCGAUCGAUCAGAUCAAAAGGAGGAAACAAAUGCCCAAGAAGUGAGUCGAGUCUCCUGAUUCCAAUUUCAGUCCGAUCAUUCAUUCCAGAUGUCGCGUGGCUUACGUUCGCACCAAAUCGGGCUCCCGGACGCGUCCCGUGUUGGUUUGCGAGUCGGCGAGUGCUGCCAACAUCUUCUCCUUCCCAGUUGUUCUUGUUUUCUCAUUCGUCUUCUUGUUACAGGUGUUUUGAUUUUGCUCUCUCUCUCUCUUUCCUUUGCCAAAAUGAAUCCGUUUCGUAUUGCCACGUCAUGAACGUUGCUUUCUCUCCCGAUCGCAUAGUCAGCCGGUGGUCAGUCGGCAUCAAGUUACACAACAAACAACGUUGAAAUUCAUUCGCUCUUUUCACAGGUACACAUCCGUAUAGACUGAGAGCCGCUGUUCCCCCUUUAUUCCCGUUCACUACACUACCUCACUCCCUUUCACUUAUUCCAUCAACUUUUCGUACGUUUUUCCAUAACUUUCUCCAACUUGCCAAAUCGAAAGUGUACAUACUUUUCCUCCCCCUUCUAUGCUACUUUUCAUCCAUCCUCCCCUCCUCCCAACCGGUUGUUACGGUCUCUAUUCGUCGCAAAUCCCUGAAGAGUAGAACCGGACCGUGCCGUACGAGGAGGAGUAGGAGGAGGCUGCUUCACAGUCCAUUUGGAUGCCGACGUCAUUCUCUUCCAUUUUCAGCAUGUCAUGAUGAUCCUCAAAGUUAUUCCCUUUCUCCUCUUUGCCUUAGUGAGCAGAACAAAUGCACUCAUAUCCAGGGUCUGUUUCCAUUCAUUCUUGUUUCAUCUCUUUAAACAUUUUUGCAGAUAUCAACAGACUGUGACGUGGAAUUCGCAGAAUCAGCCACAAAAUUGGCGUCCGAACACAUCACAGAUCCCGCAAUCGUUCAAUACAUCCAUGCGGUGAUGUCCUCGUGCAACAAAGCUCCAAUCCAGAAAAUGGCGGAAACGUCUGUCUUCCUUCUGGAAAAAGGAACGAUCACUCCGAGAGUGAUGCAUCAGAUCAGAGAAACGUUCGAGAAGAUUCAGAAGAGAAAAGAAGGAGAGAUGAGCAAGAAAAUGAGUCAAUUGCCACCCGAAUUGUACAGUGUAAGGGCAUACAUUUCAAUUCUUUUCAUCCUUUUGAUUCUUCAGACCGCCCAGAAGAUUCGAAUGAUCUCAACUUCGGGCGGAUUGAGUGGAAACGAACGUCUACAACAGAUCGAAAUUGCUCUCGGAGGUGAUCUCAAUGACGUGGAAACGUUUGUCUCAGUCCAAAAGCACUUUCUUGUUGCAAUGAAAUAAGAUAAAUGCCAACUUUUCCCAGGUUUUUAUUCAGCACUUCCCUCUUCGUAUCAGCGUCAGCUUCUGCAAAUCCUCGAAGAAUCACCUCCGAAGCUCGACGGAACCACGUUCGAGCAGCCAGAGAAACCAGUGAGCGUUGACUCUUCUGAUUCUAGUCAGCUCCUUUUCAGAUUGAAGUUUCACCCCUUCCGCCCUCGUUUUCGAUUCCGAAACACACCGAUUCGGUGGAGAACAGGCAACAAUUUCUGGCACAAGAGAGAGAAGAGCAAGAGGAUGAACGGCGAAGUGAGCAAAGUGAGCUAUUCCCGAAGGGUAUGUCGUAUGUGAUGUCACAAUUGAUUCACGUUUUCAUUACUUACUCAGAACCAUCGAUGAUUCCACGUGUGAAUAUGCCGUUCCAGCCUCAAGAGAAACACAUUGAAAUCCAUCCUCAGCAGAUAAACAGAGCCCAUCAGAACGUGCUCUUCCCUGAUCUUCCGCCAACUAGACCGGUGACUAAAAAGACUAGAAACCAGUACCGAACAAGUUGACCGUGUUCCAUUCUUCAGAUUGAACCUGUAAUCAAGAAUCAAGCAGCCGGACUUCGAAGUUUCCUCGAGAACCCAAAUUUCGACAGCAUUCUCAGCUCGAUCGUUCAGAAAGGAGCCAAGAUUGCCGAGGUCCGCUCCCGCAGACAGUCGGCGCCGUGGAUCACUCAAAGGCGUCGUCGUCUUCUGAAUUGAGUCUUCUGAAUCCGUCCGUGUGGUCAGAUGCUGCUAAACUGCUCUCAAGGAGUACGAACGACUUACCAACUGCUGUAAGUGUUAUUCAGAGCGAACGAUUCAAAAGUUCUUUAUUCCAGCUCUCAAAGUUUAUCGAAAAGGGUUCGCAAAGCUUGCCGCAAGUGUUUGUUCCGAGCGGAAAUCCUGUUCGUCAGUCCCCUAUCAAGGAUUAUCAAAGUGAGAUUGCACAUGUACUGAUCCGCACCAUUUUCAAUUUCAGCUCCAUUCCUUCCUACCCGCCGUCAAAACGACGGUGCUCUCGACAAGUACGACACGCACGUGGACAGAUUCGCGACAAUGGUCCCGCUAAUCGGAUCCAGAUCCAGGGAGAUCUAUCGCAUCUCCGUCUCCCUCCCGUCGGAACCACAACAGCGGAAGUACGGCAAUUCAGCCGACGAAGGUGGAUACGGUAGUCGGGGCGAUGCCGACGAUGCCUCCGGCCGCUGGAUACGGGACUUACGCCCCUGCUCCGACGGCCAUAAUUCCGAAAGUGAUUGAGAGAAUUCUUUCUCCAGAGGAGAUAACGGGCUCAUACAGGUGAGGCGGACAGAUAGGGAACACAGAAAAGAGUUGUCUCUUUCAGAAUGCAACAGAUCCGUCCUGUCAUGAACGAGAGGCGUCCUAAUGGACAGCUCCGAAAUGUGCAAAUCAAUCUAGUCAACGAGCAGAGAAGACUGUGA
Molecule: messenger RNA, 4447 nt
Organism: Caenorhabditis sp. 36 PRJEB53466
Lineage: Eukaryota; Metazoa; Nematoda; Chromadorea; Rhabditida; Rhabditidae
Source: the annotation of a GenBank genome assembly